UUCAUGCAUUUAGAAAAAUUAUACCUUGAAGGGGAUUCACAUAUCUGAGCUUGACACCCACGAGAAUAGCAUCCUUGUACCAUGUGAUCGGGGUCCCUAUCCCAUUUGGGGGAUGUGAUCAGACUCCCUAGCCUAUCGGGCACCCAACUAAAGAUCCUUGUAACUAUGACCGUGAUACCAGUAUACCUAUCUCAGCCCCAGAUCUUACCUUGUAGGAUCGUGGCUUCCCUCACCCUUACUAACCAUCACAUACCCCUUUCACAACGGAUUUGAAAUAAUCCAACAAAAGUAGUUUGGUGAUAUAUGAUAUAUCUUGAAUCUAGUAAUCUGUUCUCCCCUGGAAAAAAAAUAUUGUGCUUACUUCUCAUUUCUGUCUUGUAGUAUUAGCGUGUUUGGAGUUUCAGCACAAUCAAUGCAAUGCUCUUAUGAUUUAAGAGGGAACAGUGUUCCAACAAUUCUCUUGCUAAUGCAGGAGAGGUUAUACACGCAAAAAGGCUUAAAGGCAGAAGGUAUCUUCCGCAUAAACCCUGAAAACAGCAAAGAGGAACAUGUUCGGGAUCAGCUGAACAGAGGAAUUGUACCAGAAGACAUUGAUGUUCACUGUUUGGCUGGUUUGAUUAAAGCCUGGUUCCGUGAACUACCUUCUGGUGUGCUAGAUGGACUUUCCCCAGAGGAGGUGUUACAGUGUAAUACUGAAGAUAAAUCCGUUGAGCUUGUGAAACAGCUACAACCAACCGAGACAGCGCUACUCAACUGGGCAAUUGAUCUCAUGGCUGAUGUUGUUGAGCAGGAGGAUUCCAACAAAAUGAAUGCUAGGAACAUUGCCAUGGUUUUUGCCCCAAAUAUGACACAGAUGUCCGAUCCAUUGACAGCUCUGAUGCAUGCUGUGCAAGUCAUGAAUUUGCUCAAGACUCUGAUACUGAAAGCAUUACGGGAGCGUGAGGAGACUACAAUCGCAGGAUAUUCACCAAUGUCAUAUUGUUCUUUUGAUAGGCACACUGAUGAGGAGGUUGACAGUCAACAUGAGAUGAAUACCAGCUUUGAAUGGAGAGGACCACAAACAGAUCAUAAUGCACACAAAGAUUAUGGGGCUGUUUGUAUUGAAGAAGCAGAAGCUGCUUCUGGCUUCUGCUUUUCCUGACCUGUUUGUGUAAAGAAGUAGAAGCACUUUUAAGAAGCUGAAAAUGCUAACUUCUCUCUCAGAGCUUCUGCUUCUUUUCCAAACACUUUAUUAACUUAUUUACUUCUCACUUCGGAUCCACUUCUUUACUUUAAGCAGAGAAUCACUUUUUUUAAGCUUGCCCAAACGGCCCCUAUAAUGCCAGCAGUGAAAGCGAAAGUGAAGUUGGGUCAUUUGGUGAGAUAGAAGAAAGCUCCUUGAAGCCAAUGAUUAACAUUGAAAACACAAAGAACAGUGUCAGGACAUUCAAGGGGCACUUGAAAAUAUCAAGCCCUGAGAUUGGUUCAACCUUCAGUACAGCAUCUGGUGCUUCGAUAUUUGAUAGACGAAUUAUUAGGAGUUCUGGUCUAAGCAUCAGCGAUGAAGAAGAUUCGGGUUUGAGUUCAACAGAAGCAGAACCUUCCAAACUACAAAUUUGCCAGUGAUGUUGACAUGGUAGAUAAGUCAGUCGAUUCAGGAUAUCCAACGCUUGUUUAUGCUUCAAACUAUGCACUAGUCUGCAACGCAUGAAUAUCUCAUCAUCUUGUCCUGUAAAUUUUUCAUUAAGUUAUCCAAUUAGGUCGAUCAUAAGUCAUAACUACUCUGCUUUGUUUAGUUUAACCUUCUGUUCAGCUCAGGGCUGAAGUUUCCUGUUGGCUAUGUUGCCAGAUGCAGGUAGCAGAAUAAUAAUGUCGAGUUAUGGUAAAAAACUGAAAACCCGAAACAAGAAUAUGUCGAAUUUGAUGCAGAACAAUCUGACCGACCCUUUAAAAAUUGAAACGCUGUCCAGAAAGUGUGAAUGUGACUGCCAUUAUACUUUCUACUUUCAUUUCUUUUGUCAAUGUCCUGUACUAAAUAAGUUCAAACGCAAUCAAAUUGAAUGUGACUUGGUUGGUUUAGUUUAGUAUCAAAGUCUAAAGUUAUGCUUUUAUAUAUUGAAAAGCCAGGAUUCUUUACAA
Molecule: messenger RNA, 2118 nt
Organism: Daucus carota subsp. sativus
Lineage: Eukaryota; Viridiplantae; Streptophyta; Magnoliopsida; Apiales; Apiaceae
Product: rho GTPase-activating protein 2
Exons: 3
Coding region: 413-1141 (242 amino acids)
Biological process (GO): signal transduction
Molecular function (GO): GTPase activator activity
Source: RefSeq, a predicted model, not a curated record